This is a messenger RNA of Lindgomyces ingoldianus, 2043 nucleotides long. Its product is annotated as MFS general substrate transporter. Gene Ontology annotation, molecular function: transmembrane transporter activity. Lineage: Eukaryota; Fungi; Ascomycota; Dothideomycetes; Pleosporales; Lindgomycetaceae. The record is from RefSeq and is a predicted model, not a curated record. Gene Ontology annotation, cellular component: membrane. The transcript is spliced from 3 exons. Bases 120 to 2012 code for a protein of 630 amino acids. Gene Ontology annotation, biological process: transmembrane transport.
UUCACAACUAACAUUUCCGUGCAUUUUGGCCGAAAGAUUUGGGCAAAGCGGCCUUCGAUUUCAGUUGUACCUUGCGCUUAUUCUUAAAUCUCAUCUUUCUCUCAAUUUAUACAGUCGCAAUGGGUCUUCGGAAAUGGGUGAACCGUCCAAUGAGGGGCUAUCACAUGGGUGUGGAAGAUCUGACCAGAGGAGAUGAAGGGAUUCCAGUGUCAAAACGACGAAAAUGGGCCCUCCAAACUAUUGAUGCCGCCCCGUUUCAAGUCUGGGUCGUCGUCGUCGCCGGCAUAGGUUUUUUGACAGAUGCAUUUGAUAUCUUCGCGUUGAACGUGGUCACUCCCAUGAUCGGCUACGUCUAUUGGCCAGACAACAAGGAUCAUGAUGGAGUUCCUACUGUCCCGGAAAGCAUUGCAACCAGUAUGCUAUGCGCCACACUUGCCGGAACCAUGUUUGGCCAGAUCGCAUUUGGAUUUGCGGCAGAUAUACUUGGUCGUCGGAAAAUGUACGGGCUUGAACUUCUCAUCGUCAUCGUUGCUACCAUCCUCAUGGUCAUGAGCUCCAAUGGAGAAAAGAAUAGUAUGGCUAUUGGUGGCUGGCUAAUCACAUGGCGUGCAGUAAUGGGAUUAGGAAUAGGGGCAGAUUAUCCUCUAUCGGCGGUAAUUACGAGUGAAUUUGCUCCACGGAAGUAUCGGGCCCGGAUGUUGUCCUGGGUGUUUUUUGCGCAACCUGUCGGACAGCUCCUGGCCAACGUCCUGUCUCUUGCGGCUGUAUCUGGUUUCCAUUCCCAGAUUACCAACACCGAAUUAUCCUGUGGGGACGAUUUCAAAUGCUACAGAGCCGUUGAUCGACUUUGGAGGCUUGUCGUUGGAAUCGGAGCCGUUCCCGCGAUCAUCGCGCUUGCAUUUCGGUUCACCAUACCGGAGAGUCCCAGAUACAAGCUUGAUGUUCUCCGGAAUGUUAACACGGUCUUUGAAGACACCAAAGACUAUUUUGGAGCUCCAGAACUUAACCCCGAAGGUGGUGAAAUGGACACGCUGACAGAAGUACGAGACAGCAGGUCUCCAGCAACACGAGGAGAGAAUAGCGGCAGGCUGUCCAGCAGCUCCUCUGAUAUCGGCGCAGAUGAAGUUAUUGAUGACGACAGUGAAGAUGACCAGCCUCAAAAUGAAGAAGAACAGCAUCGCCCGGCUGCUCCAUCUGUUCAACUUCCCCCUGGAGAUCCAAACUUCGUCCCACCACUAGCAUCGCGCAAGGACGCCAAGAAAUUCUUCCUCGAGGAAGGAAACUGGCGCUAUCUGCUCGGAACGUCCUUAAGUUGGCUAUUCCUCGACUUCGCCUUCUAUGGAUUAGGCCUUUCAUCUCCAACCAUUGUCCGUCACAUCUGGCAGGAUCCAAAGGCCGGGAGAGACCACGUAUAUUCCUCUUUGAAAGGCAACAGUCUCCACACCCUCGUCAUGGUCUCUAUUGGCGCUAUCAUUGGUGGAGCUGUUAUGAUUAAGGUGAUCAAGUACGCCUCGCCGAAAGUUAUCCAAUUCUGGGGUUUCCUGGUCCUUUUCGCUCUCUUCAUCGUGACCGGUAGUGCAUGGACAAAGUUACUCGAAUCCAGUCGAUCGGGACUUAUUGUUCUCUACGUACUGUGCCAGAUUGCGUUCAAUCUUGGACCGAAUGUGACUACAUUCAUUAUUCCGGCCGAAAUCUUCCCCACAAGAUAUCGCUGUACAAGUCACGGCAUCGCUGCCGCAUCGGGCAAGCUUGGUUCAUGGCUUGCGCAGAUAUUCCUCGCCUUCGCAUUCAACUCGGAUACCCAGAAGGAGCAGUUUGGUUCGGAAAGAGAUAAUUUUGGCCACGUGCUUCAAGUCAUGAGCGCCUUCAUGAUCGCCGGUGCGAUCACAACAUACUUUUUGGUUCCAGAAACCAGAGAUCACGAUAAUAAAAGUCGUACGCUCGAGGUUCUCGCGUGUGGGCGCAAAGUGUUGAAAGAGUUGAAUCAGCAAAGGCAAAGCGAAGACGAGUGAUGGCGUACGAGAUCUUAUACCAGAAUGUGCG